AUGGAAGAACAACAAGGUUUAGACCGCGAGGAGGUUAUCUCUUUAAUUGCUAGUCAAUUGCGUUAUUAUGGGUAUACAGAAACAGCCCAAUCUUUAGCAGAGGAAUCAAAUAUCCCUAUGGAUUUAGGUACUAGUGCAGAAUUGUCCGAAUUACUUUACUCGGCAACGUACUCGUCAAAAGAUGAAGAGGAUGAUGGGGAUGAGGAUGAGGAAUAUGAAAUUUCUGCAUUGGUUGAAGGUUCACCUUAUUCUGAUGAAGACGCUCAGAGUGAAGAUUUUCCAUCAAAAUGUCUGGCCGAUUUAGAUCCAGAAACGAAUUAUGAGCCAAAGCCGACUCCAAAUUAUAAUCUUUGGUACAUAACAACUCAUCGAGCUGCUGCCACAUGUGUAAGGUUUAAGAAAGAUGGAAAGUUUGCUGCUACUGGUUCUGCAGAUUCAUCGCUUAAAGUUCUCGAUACUAGCAAGAUGAAAAGUCACUCAGAUGAAGAUAGACCCGUUAUAAGAACUUUAUAUGAUCAUACUGGUCGUGUGAAUGAUUUAUCAUUUCAUCCAAAUGGACUUACACUCGCUUCUUGUUCGGACGAUCGUAAUAUAAAAUUAUUCGAUAUCGCAACACAAGGAAUUAAACGAUCAUUUCGAUUUUUACGGGACAAAUAUCCGGUCAGAUCCAUUGAUUUUCAUCCUACCGGAGAAUACAUGCUAGCAGGGACUGACCAUGAGGCUAUUAGAUUUUGGGAUGUUCAAAAUAUUAAAUGUUAUAUUCCAUCUAGUUCACAAUCUAAUCACAGAUUAAGCAUAACUAAGGUUCGAUGGAAUUCAAAUGGUGGACAAUUUGUUUCUUCCUCGCUUGAUGGUACCAUAAAGAUUUGGGAAGGGGAACAUGGAGAGUGUAUUCAAACAAUAGAUAAUGCGCAUAACGGACAAGCAGUUUCAAGCGUAGAAUUUUCUAAAUCUGGGGCAUAUAUACUUUCUAGUGGUUGCGAUUCUACGUCUAAAUUAUGGGAUGCCAAUAACGGCAAAUGCAUUGUAACAUUUGAAGGAGCUAUACACCGAAAUAAUCACGUACAAACUACAUUUUUAUUCGAAGAAGAUUAUAUUAUCAGUAGCGACGAAAAUGAUAAUUCUAUAGUGUGUUGGGAUUCGCGCACUGGAAAAUUGCUUAUACGACAUACGGGAAUCGUUCGAUACGUUGCUGCUUCUCCUACUGAAUCCGGAUUCAUGAGCUGCGCGGAUGAUUUCCGUGUUAGAUAUUGGAAUUUGGAUCCAACUACACAAUCUUAA
Funneliformis mosseae is the source of this 1281-nucleotide messenger RNA. NCBI's taxonomy places the organism in Eukaryota, Fungi, Glomeromycota, Glomeromycetes, Glomerales, Glomeraceae. The record is from the annotation of a GenBank genome assembly.